ACCUAGCAAACUUGUAAUCUAGCCAUUAUUUCUGUUCUUGCAAAGUUUGCAUCUCCCAAGUUUAAAAGAAACCUUAUUUUCUUUCUUUUAUUUCUUUUUUGGUUCUUGUUCUUGCAUAUGUUCAAUGGCUGUCACUUGUUUUUCUUCUCCUUACAUCCUAGUGCAAAAGUCUAGGCCAGUUGAAAAGAAUAGAACCAGAAGUAUUAUGCUUAAACACAGUCAAAUUCCACUCAAGAAAGCAUCUACACUUUCAGUCAGAUCAUCUUUCCAAGACAAGGUGUUUGAGAAUAAAUCUGAGGGCAUAAUUUGUUAUAGAGAUGAUAGUGGGGAGAUAAUUUGUGAAGGAUUUGAUGAAGGUCCUCGAUUCCAUCAUCAUCUUCCAAGAACAGCAUAUAAUUCAAGGGAUGCUGAGAUUAUCAAUCUCCUUCAACAAAGAUUGAUUCAUGUUGUUAAUGGCGGUGAGUUUGACAACAGUGACAAUGGUGUUAUUACUGUGAAAGAGGACUUCAACUUCAAAUGGAAUGAGUUUAAUAAAUUCUGCUGAUAAAUGACUAAUUAACCCUUGUUAAUUUCAUCAAUGUAUUUCAAAUAAUGUGAAUCAAUCCAAAACAUUGUAUUUCUUGCAAUCUCAGAAUGUAAAUGAGCCUAAAAGUACAUUAUUUCUCUUGUAUUCUCAAAAUUUCAGUUCUUUUGCUUGCA
Jatropha curcas is the source of this 699-nucleotide messenger RNA. RefSeq names its product LL-diaminopimelate aminotransferase. The record is from RefSeq and is a predicted model, not a curated record. Lineage: Eukaryota; Viridiplantae; Streptophyta; Magnoliopsida; Malpighiales; Euphorbiaceae.